CCGGUACCCUUAGACACGCGCGCUCACUCUCUCCUUUUCCCGGGUCUCCUUUCCACGAUUCACCCGGCACCUCAGUCGACGACUUCUCCGGCUGGUAGCCCUCCUCGGAGUCUAUAUAAGCGGAGGCUUCAUACGAGACUGAACAUUUUUUGUGUUAGUACCGGCGAGUCGCGGUGCUCAGCCGUCAAAGAGGCUGCGGGCUGACGAGUGGCAGUAUGAUGUGCGCGACGUGUGGCACGACAAGCCACCGUUAAAUCGCAUACGACGAGCUCGGGGUAGACGCGACUUCCUUUAAAGUGCGGUGACGAAAGGUAGACGGGGGCGAGGUCGAGAGCGGACGAGACUCACCGAGUGUCGGAUAAUUUGUGUGUAGUGCCAAGACUUACGGUUUAUGCGCGCGUGUGUCAUGGUUAAAUUCAAGAUGCUAUUCGUGCUGUUCUGCGUCCUGCUGAUUGGACACCACGUACAGGCGGUAGUCAACAAAGUUGCGACCUCGCAGGUACCGUUAGCGAAGGAAGAAGAGAAACCUGGCAAGGCCAAAGCCGACGAUAGAAUAAGCAAUACUUUCGCUUCUCCGUCCGAGGACUACGGGCUGCCAUCGGGGCCCAGCUUCAACGGCCCGGCGCCAGUGUACGGGCCUCCGGAAUUGGUCGGUAACCUCGGAGCGACGGCCGUUUAUCCGCCGCCACCGGCGGAAUUGCCGCCGCCUGUGUUCGGACUGCCGGCCGUCUCGUAUGGUCUGCCGCCGCCGCCGCCGCCGCCGCCGCCGCCGCUGCCGCCGCCUCUGCGGAGUAUCAAGCCGCAAUAUGGGCCGGCGCUGAAGCAAAGUUUCGCUUCGCUAUCGACUUCCCUCUUUCCGAAGCCUAGCUACGGCCCGCCGAAACUUCAUUACGGACCGCCGAAGCAACACUUUACGCCGCCGUCGGCUUCGUUCCCGCCGUUCAGAUUGCCGAAACCUCAGUACGUUCCACCAUUGAAGUUGCACGGCACAUCGAGUCAGCAAUAUAUAGCGCCGUCAGCCACGAGUCAGCACGGGCCGUCCAAGCCGGGCCACGGGCCACCUAUCCCUAUAUCGCUCGAGACUUACGGUCCACCGCCUCCGAAAUUAGCUAUUCAGUUUAAUCCUCUGCCCAAUGACGAGUACGGUCCGCCGCCGCCGCCCGCGCCCGCGCCGCAACCGCAAUACGGUCCACCGGCCGGUGAUUUAUACGAACCUCCGCCGCCGGUACCUCCGCCAGGAGUUCCAGCACCACCCACACCUCCUGACAUAAAGUACGAUGGAUGGCAGCCCAUCGCAGGAUUGGCCAGCUCCCCUAAUCAAAGUGGCCCACCGACAGACACGUACGGGGGUCCACCCAUCGAGACGAAGCACAAUCACGCGGAGAGCUCGUCUUCCCCCGCCGGCACGCACUUGUCCCACGCGUCCUUGAGCGUGCCGAGCAACUUGAACGUGCCGAGCGACUCUUACGGCGUGCCGAUACACAACCCCGAGGCUCAGGAUCUCAAGACGUCCGUGCACCAGUCCUCGGCUUCCUCGGAGAGCAACGGGCUACCGCCGCCGCCGUUGCCGCAGCAAGAACCUCUGCACAACAAUCAGGGCCCGGGGGCCGCUACUUCGGCUGGCCAUUCCGAUCACCAGGCCGGUCUUCACCAGCAGCAACAGCCGACGGCAGGCCUGCGGUACGGCACGCCGAACAUCGAGCCCUUGUCCAUCGUCAAGACCGUGGGUUUCGAAUUGUUACCCACAGGCGGCGCUGCGAAUGCGAACCUCCAGGGUUUAUCAUUGUCAGCUGGCACUUCCGACGUCUCAUCGUUCAAUCAUAUCUCGAGCUCGGUUAACGCCAAUUCCGCUUCGCUUCACACCGCUCUGGAACUGACGCCGGCCGAUGGCGGAUCUCACGCUGUUGCUCCGGCCAGCGUCGGGGGCGAUACCACCCCCCAUCACGGCUUCCAGCAGCAGAAUGCCGGGCUUGACCUGUCCCUGCAGCAGCUGCCGCCGUCGAGCGAUUACGGUGCGCCGUUCAACAGCUUCGGGACAGUGCUCGGCGGAGUGUCGCCGGGCGCGCCCUUGCUGUCGCCCCCGCCUUUCGAUUCUUACGGUGCGCCGCCUCUGUCGUCGUAUUCAGCCAACGGACCGUAUCCCAUCGCGCCAGGUGGACGGGGCUCACCACCUGUGUUCUCGUCGUUCGGGCUGUUUGGGGCUUCUCUUCAUAAACCAAAUCUCCACCACAAGAUCCACGCUUCGUUCAAGCCGCCGCCCGCUCCGCCCGGUUCCCUGAUACCGCCGCGAACUCGGGAUCCCAUCAAGUUCCGGGAGCCCAUCCCGACGGGGCUGCUGUCGAACAUCAAUCGAUACGUGCCGCCGUUUGCGAAGCAGAAACUGCACGGGCCGUCGUUCGGACAGCAGUUGCCGAGCUAUCACGCGCCGGUACCUUUCCGUUACGCAGCGGGCUCGGCUAAUUCGUUCUCCGGACCCUUGUCGUCGUCGGGUAUCUCGCACGUCGGAUACAACUUGAACUCACCGAUUGCCGCGCCGCACGUGCAAUACGGGACGCCAUUGUCCUUUACUGACUUCAACACCCCGACGCCCCACUUGACGUACGGAGCGCCGAAUUUCGGUCCACCCACCUCUUACGUCUCGGCGUUCUCCGGCUUCGGCCAGAAUCUCUACAGCGGCAUCGGCAACGCGCUGACCACGACGUACGGCACCCCUAUAGUGAACUCGGCCUUAUCAAUCAGCGGCGGUCACGACUGCAAUUCCUUGCACCCGCUCUUCCCCUCCAACGGGGGAGGACUGUCCAACGCGGGUGGAGGGGCGCCUUUAAGCGGUAGUUUACUCUCGAGCGGAGGAUUGCAUUCCAACGGAGAGGCGCCCUUAAGCGGAGGCUUAUCUUCGGGCGGCGAAGUGCCCUCGAGCGAGGAGCUAUCGCUGACUGCUGGUGGAUUACGUGCUGCGCACGUGGCUGCACAUUCUAGCGGCCAGCUGCAACUCGGUUUUGAAAGCUUAGCGAAUUCCGCCGGGCAUGUGAACGAAGCUCCCGGCCCCCCGGUCUUCAGCAACUCGCUGCCUACGACGACGGGCUUCGCCCGUCAAAGUUCCAGCGCACCUGCUGGCACGUUCGACCUCGCUGACCAGCCGAGUCCCAUCUUCAACGGCGACUCGCUGCCUACGAAACCGUUCGAUGACUUCCUGGGAGGACCAUCGGUCAACACCUUGGAUCUGCAGCACAACGAGCAGCAGAAGAUCAAUCUGAAGGACAGCUACGGCAACCCCGUGGGGGUAACUUACGACGCGGCCAACGAAGCGAGCGACUCCAAGCUCGUCCACGCGACCACCCCGGACGUCUCCAACGAGCUCCCCGCGCACCCCUCUAGUCAGACCCACAAUAUUUACCCCCUAGCGGCGUCGUUCCAACAAAAUCCAGGAAUAUCGGCCGAGGCGUUCACCGCGAGCUUGACCGCGCAAGGCUUCGGUCAACAAAAGAGUCUAGGCUUGAACGAGGUGGACGCCAAUGAAUUCCUAAAGUCGAGCGAGGGCAGCGAGCUGCUGUCUGUGGCGCAGCGAUUGACUGCCAAUAAUGCCGAAGAUUUCGAGGUUCACGGCUCCAAAGGCACCUACACGCUGCAGAUACAGCCCGCGGACGGAGGAUUGGGCACCGAAAACUCGGACGGCAGCAUCAGGCACGAUCAGGUGUUGUCCAACGGACUGCUGCAGGACAUAAUAGCCGCCAUAGAGCGACCGGAGAACGGUCCCAUUCAGCUGCAAGGCCUACCGGAGUCUCAGCCGUUGCAAAAGAUCUUCGACAAUCUGCCGGAAGGGACUAGUGUGAGAGGUCACUUCGUCGGCCGAGAGCGAAGCGACCAAGCAGGCGUUGUCACCAGCGACAAGGACAAGUACUCGAAGAUUCAGCCAGUGGCUUUGUUCUACGAUACUAAGUACGAAGAAACGAAAAAAGAGGUCAGGUCGGUGUCGAAAAGCGAGACACCAGUCGCCGAAGAGAGCGAACAGAGCAAAAGCAAAGCUCGAUCCUCGUAAUUUAGAUCGUGAGAGUGCCUUCAUGAGAUAUUUAAUAGUAUUUUGCAAUACGAUGCGUCCCCCGAUCGCCCGGAUGAGUGCACCUCCUCGCGGAGAGUUUUCGACUUUCGUCCCCGACGGGGAUAUCGCCGCUAACGCGAUGCCAUUUACUUUCUUUGCUUGCGGUCGAUCGACAAAGAAUCCCACGGUAAACGUCCUCUGGUCCGCGGAAUUCGCGACGUCGCAGAUACUUUUUUGCAUAUCGCUACUCGGAGCGUUGCGGGUCCCUCGGUGACUUCCUCCUUCGAAUCGCAAGGACGACUGAUCAUAUUUCCGUACGCCUCAGUGGAUGAGGCGAUUUUUAUCUCGAUAGAAGUCGCAACGCACGCGCGCGCGCGCGCGCGCAUGGAAGGAUGAACGGGAUGCGUUAGAAAGCAAUGUUUUGUAACUCAACGUUCCAACUUUCCGGCAACUUGUUUUAUCGUACGAAUUCCAAAAGUCGUUCCGGCCGGCGUAAAUGUUUCCCCGUGUACUUUCCGGUAACACGCUUCGGAAACACCUACACGAAAGUAUGAUCGACUGGAAGCUCGAAUUAGAAGGCGCGAGCCGCGCGCGCGAGUGGAAAACGAAAGUUUAUGUAAUCCUUUUUCUCUUAUUGCCGACGAGCGGGCGAAAGUGAUAAUUACUUGCUGUUGACCGGUGUAUCGAUAACAGGUUAUUAGACGAAGCGCUCGCUCAAGAAGAGAGAACUUUUCAUCUCUCUGUCUCUCUCUCUCUCUCUCUCUCUCUUUCUCUCUCUCUCUCUCUCUCUCUCUCUCUCUCUCUCUCUCUCUCUCGGUGGGGGAUUAGUACUCGAGCGCGAUUGUAGGAAGAGAGACGCGAGCCCUCGGUGCUCUCGGUGCUCUUUUAUCGCGCGGCCAGGCUUCACGCUCGUGAAUGCCGACUCGCCCGUUAUCGGCUCGUACGUUUACCGGCACUCGACCAAGGGACGCAGGACGAAUCACUCGAAUUCACCCGAUGUCCUCGUGUCAGCGGCUUAUCCCACUACCCAUCGUCGUCCGUCGAAAUCUCGUCGGCUCUCGACACUUCUUUCCCCGAGAGAGAGAGAGAGAGAGAGAGAGAGAGAGAGAGAGGGGGGAGAAAGAGAGAGAGAGAGAGAGAGAGAGAGAGAGGGAGGAGAGAUCGCUGUGUGCUAAUUACUCGACGCCACUCGAGAUUCCUGUCGGACCAACGGUGAUCGCGCGCCGGCGAUUACUCUUAGUCCGAUCCGGAUGAAAGUGGCAGGUCCGGUAUUUUAGCCGCUGUCGCGUGAUGACGCGGAGACGUUAAACCGGUACGAGACAUCAUGCGCGUUUAUUAAUACUCAUGUAGGUCAAUAGGUUACGGCACUGCUCUCGCAGGAGUGUACAGCUAGCGACGCGGCGUAAAGCCGCGUAAAGUCGCUCGGGUCGUUUGCCGACCGGUGGGAUCGUGAUCGACGUCCUCGUAUCUUUCGCGGUUUCAAGCUUCGCCGAGGUGAAAGUUCAAAGCCUCGUUUAACGACCCGGCGGGACAGUCUCCGGCUUCUAUGAGAAUCUCGUUUUGAGUGAAACGUAUCGCGAGUGCCUCUCUCUCUCUCUCUCUCUCUCUCUCUCUCUCUCUCUCUCUCUACCUAUCUAUCUAUCUCUACUCCACUCUGUCUCUCUGUGCGGGCGUUCGGGCGCAUCGUGCCUCAAUUUCGCGUGUCUCUGUGACAGAUAAUCGGUGGAUGCGGAUACGUCUAGUCCGCUGCUUACACGCGCGCGCAAAAGGGGAAAAGAAAAGGAAAGAAAGGAAAGAGGAGUACAGGCCGCGUGUGCGUGCUUACGGGGGUUGCGCGCGGCGGAAAUACAGAGCACCCUUGAAACACGUCGAUACUAUCGGCCACGGGAGAGAACGCGAGCGACGAGCCAUUACUUCCUUCCGGCGCACGUAUUAACGACUCUUACACGCGAGCAGUAGCCGCGCGCGCGGUAUAGGGUAAGUCGAAAAUGAGUGUGUGUCGUGAAAGCGCGCCGUUAAAAAUCCCGAGUGUGGCAUAAUCUUAAAGUUCUUGCAUUUUUAUGGUUUCGUCUGGCAAACGGUUAUGCAUAACUCGGUGCACUAUUGCAGAUACGUAAAAUAAGUAGAGCGUAUACGUUUAAGAGACGCUCAUUGUUACGAAGUACGCAGCGACGAUACUCUGCCAAGCCAUAAAGCGCAUCCACUCGCUCCUAACCCAUAUCCACCUUCUUCUUCUUCUUUUUCUUCUUGCUCUUCUUCAUCUUCUUCUUCUUCUUCUUCUUCUUCUUCUUCUUCUUCUUCUAGGGUCUUAAUUUAUUAUUUUGUACGCGCGGCUCUACGCGCGGGAAGCGUAUCCGGCUUAUAUCCGACGAGCAAUCGAUGCAAUCACUCGCCGGAUAUAACGAACUUAUUAGCUUAGUAUGUACUUUUGAUAUAUCUACGCUCCGCAUGUAAAUAUAUCGACAUUUUGUAAAUAGAGCUCAAUUUUUAUUUCUCCUCCAUCUUUCCUCUGCCCUCAGUCUUGUGUGUUGUCCUUGUAACGUUCCCUCCAUUUAAUUUAUCGCGAUCAUUACCGCUCGCGGACACACCGCGAAUGUGACAAUUAAAACACUGCAAUUGCGAUACUUUCACCAAUGUGCGUUAUUCUUCCUCCGAGGCGUUACACGCGCCGUUGUCUCUCCGCUUUGUUCUCUCUAUUUUCUAUUUACAACCGCGACGCGCAACGCCGCGGCCGACAGUAAAUAUUGACGUUAAGAGUGCGGGAUAUUACGGGAACACGUUGUGUUUUCGAGUCCAUUUGCAGAGAUUGGCCCGCCGUAAGGUGGAUUACAAGUUUGCACAUCCGAAAGUGUUUGUACCUCUCUCGUGAAAGUACCGGGCUACAUCGGCGGUCGCCUAAAUACCGCGAAUUCUGGCACGACGGAGAAACGGAAACGUAUGAGGGAAUUAGGUAUCCGCCGCUAAGUAGAAUUACGGUUAUGUAAAUGAAACGCUAUCGCUUCGCCUUCGGUUAAGACGGUUAGCACCUCCAGUUCCUCGUGCUGGGAUCGUUACUCGCAGAUUUUCCGCGCGAGUCCAUUCUCGCCGGCCGGUAUCCCGUUGGAUUUCUUUCCCCGCCGCUCGCGCCGCGUCGUUCCGUGCGUGCGUUCGCUUCAUUUUCUCGCUUUCUGCCGCUCGCGCGUGCUUCGCAUCACGC
Molecule: messenger RNA, 7232 nt
Organism: Harpegnathos saltator (Jerdon's jumping ant)
Lineage: Eukaryota; Metazoa; Arthropoda; Insecta; Hymenoptera; Formicidae
Product: trithorax group protein osa
Exons: 2
Coding region: 392-4036 (1214 amino acids)
Source: RefSeq, a predicted model, not a curated record